AUGCUGGGGGGUCUCUGCUGGCUAGGGCAGCUGCUGGUGCUGCUGCAGGCAGCUGGGAGUCUCGAGGUUGAGUGUCCCAUCCCAGAUAUCCCACAUGGACGGCUGAAGCCUGCACAGAACCUCACCCAGGGCAGCACAGCCACACUCGAGUGCAACCCUGGCUACAUCCCCCUGGGUGCCACCACCGUGCGCUGCCUGGGCAGAGGCAGGUGGUACCCACGGGUUCCUGCCUGCACCCUAGGUCACUGUUCCUACCCUCCUGCCAUCGACCACGCAGAGCGAAACGCUCGGGGCGAGUUCCUGGUGGGGACAACUGUGACCUAUUUCUGCAGACCCGGAUACACUUUGAUCCCUGAUGUGUCUCCAAUAACUACUUGCCUUGAAAAUUUCACGUGGUCGGUGAUCCCACCGCUGUGCCAGAAGCUGCUGUGUCCCAGCCCGGCUAUCCAACACGGGAGAGAGAUCACCCUCAGGACAACAGAUUACGCUGUUGGACACCAGGUGGAAUUUCAGUGUGACCCUGGCUACAUUUUGAGGGGCAGCCAGAGGAUCCAGUGCGGGUCUGACGGGACGUGGAGACCUCCUGUGCCCUACUGCGACAAGGCCUGUGACCCCCCUCCGCAGAUCCCCCACGGGCAGCACUCUGCCCUGAGAACGGGGCAGUUCCCCUACGGCUUGGAAGUGAAGUACAGCUGUGCCGAGGGUCUGUCCCUGCUCGGGGACGAGUCCAUCUUCUGCACGUCGGCCGACGGGGUGACCGUGGCGUGGAGCGGCCCUGCCCCGCAGUGCCGGCUGGUUCGGUGCCCCAGGCCCGCGGUGCGGGGGGCUCGGGUGGCUCCGCGGAGCUUCAGCUUCGGCUACGGGGCGGCCGUGCGGUUCUCCUGCCAGGAAGGCUUCGAGCUGCGCGGAGACGCCGAGAGCCGGUGCCUGGAGGACGGGGCCUGGCACCCUCCCCUGCCCUCCUGCCAAGAGGCCUUUGACUGUGGUGUGCCUAUGGCAGAAGUGAAAACCCUGCUGGAAAUAGAGAAACUGUUUCUGGAGAUCAAAAAACUAAAGGUGGAAUUAGAAAACUUGAACAAGCCAUCCAGUGACGAGCACACCAGCAGCUUCCCGGUGGGAUCCAGGGUGACUUACACCUGCAUCCAAGGCACCAUCAGAAUCCCCGGGAGGUCGGACACGGUGCAGUGCCUGCCCGGCGCCCGCUGGUCGAAGCUGCCCGAGCCCUGUGGCCGGAGCUGCCCUGCCCCGACGAGGCUGCGCUUUGCUGCCCUGGCCAAGGCCGAUGAGAUCAUUAAUUUCUUUCCUGUCGGGACCAACGUGAGCUACGCCUGCCGCCCCGGCUACGAGAACACCUCGGAGAGUUCCCCCACCAGCACCUGCCUGGAAAACCUGGCGUGGUCGGAAGCUGCUGAGCUGUGCAGGAGGAGGUCCUGCGGGGAGCCGGGGGCGCUGCCGGGGGGCCGGGUGGUCCCACUCACAGACCUGCAGUUUGGGGCACGGGCAAAGGUCUCCUGUGAAGAUGGGUACAAAUUAGAUGGGAGAGAUUUCAUCCAGUGCCAGCUUAAAGGAAACGAUGUUGAAUGGAGUAAACUCCCAACUUGUGAAUGUGCCUGUGGGCCCUUGCCCAACAUAAGCCACGCGGAGCCCCCAGAGGACACCAAACUUCGGGGGAGCUUCAGUGUCGGCUCCCAAGUCACGUACAGAUGCCUGGAAGGUUUUGUCAAACGCCCUUUGCUGUCGGACACCACCCAGUGCCUUGCCAACUCCCAGUGGUCCAACCUCCCCGAGUUCUGUGGUCGGAGCUGUCCCAGCCCACCACGUGUGAGUUUUGCCAGAAUAUCACAAAAAGAUGAAACACUGAAUUUUUACGCCGUUGGCACCACGGUGAACUACGUUUGUCGCCCUGGCUAUGAGAACAGCACGGCCCAGCUCCCCACCAGCACCUGUCUUGACAAUUUAAAGUGGUCAGACAUUCCCGAGCUCUGUCACACCAUUCCCAAUGGGAAGCACAAUGGCAAUGAUACCGAGUUCAUGUACAGCUCUGUUGUGAUGUACACGUGUGACCCAGGGCUCCAGCUUGUGGGGAAUGAAACUCUUCACUGUACAACAGAGAACGGGGUCAAUGGCACCUGGAGUGGGUCUCUUCCCGAGUGCAGGGCCAGCAGAGGAGCAGCCACCGACCAAACGGAGCCCUCGGGGGCAAAGACAGCAGAGAAUCCUUACUGGCUAGUUCCCCCAGUAGCCCUUGGAAUUCUAGCUGGGAUCAUCAUGAGAUGGAAAGACAAUAAAAAGCACUCUUAUGAUACUGAUUUACAAAAGCCCAAGAAGGGGAAGGACCCCCCAAGGCACCCACAGGCAGUGGGUGCUGAGAAGCUGCCCGUGCCAUGGCGUGACUAUUUUUGCUGUGCCACCUGCCAGGACUGGCUGCGCGCCCGGCCCGGCACCCUCUGCACCUUCUCCGUCCCCACCAUCAGUGAUGGGGAGAGCUGGAGUCCUGCAGGCACCAGCUCUCCUGCCAAAGCUGUGGAUGUGCUGAGGGCUGAUGGUGCAGGAGAAGCUGUUCCAGAGAGGAGCGAGGCAGAGCCGCCCAGGGACCCAGACAGCAACCACCACAUCUGCCCCACCUGUGAGGACUGGCUCCGCGCCCACCUGGUCCCAAGCCGCGCCGCAGUGCCCGGGGAGCCGCGGGGCGUGCGGGGCCCCCAGGGUCCCAUCUGCCCGCCCUGCGCCGACCGCCUGCACCUCUCCCUGGUCCACAGCGACGUGACGCGCUGCCCCGUGUGUCCCCUGGCCGGGGAGGGGCCCCUGGCUCACCUGGUCCCCCGGAGCACCCCUGGCUGCCACGUCUGCCCCGGCUGCGCUGCGCCCACCCACAAACAUCUGUGCCAGCCCCGAGGGUAG
Chaetura pelagica (chimney swift) is the source of this 2901-nucleotide messenger RNA. Its product is annotated as complement receptor type 1-like. Bases 1 to 2901 code for a protein of 966 amino acids. The transcript is spliced from 21 exons. The record is from RefSeq and is a predicted model, not a curated record. NCBI's taxonomy places the organism in Eukaryota, Metazoa, Chordata, Aves, Apodiformes, Apodidae.